CGCAAGAUAAUAGACAAGAUAUAACUAAGAAAUACUUUAAACAUUGUUUAAAGAGACCGCUGUAAAUCUGACGUGCAACUAUAUAAAUAGAAGGUUACUCAACGCGUACAGUCCUUUUACAAAUGAUUAACCGUGCAGCUUUUUAUAAAUAGAUAAAAUUCAGUAACAUUAUGUUUUAUUCUUUUAGCCAAGGAAAUGGAAGUUCAGGACAAGGAGGAAUGAAUGGAACGAUAGGACAAGGAGGAAUGAAUGGAACAGCAGGACAAGGCGGAAUCAAUGGAUCCGCAGUAGGUCAAGGUGGAAUAAAUGGAGUAGUAGGACAAGGAGUAAUGAAUGGAAUAGCGGGACAGGGAUAUGCCUCAUUAACACAAGCGACAGCUUUUCCUAUUGCUCAUCCUGGUAACAAACUCAGUGAUGAUCAAAGUGAAGGAUGGAAGGAGAAGAACUCAUCCAAUUCUGGACCAAGUAAUCUACCCAACGGUCUAGUGCGUAAGCAGAGUUAUGCGGAUAACGAGCACUAUCUACGCAAAUCUGCGAGCGUUCAAAUAAUCGCUCACGAGCCCUCGCGAUGCGAAGGAUGUUUCGACGGUCGACUUCCGCUCCUCAUGGUCGUCAUUUUCAUAGCAUCUGUCAUCUUUCUUCUGUGUGUCGGCGUGGUAGUCGAUUUUCAAAUGCUCCUGGUGGAUAAUAAUGAUGACAGUACAACAAAAGAAAUAGCUUCUGCUUUAG
This is a messenger RNA of Eurytemora carolleeae, 729 nucleotides long. Its product is annotated as spidroin-1. NCBI's taxonomy places the organism in Eukaryota, Metazoa, Arthropoda, Copepoda, Calanoida, Temoridae. The annotation marks the transcript as partial. The transcript is spliced from 4 exons. The record is from RefSeq and is a predicted model, not a curated record.